AAAAAUUGACUUCAAAACGUUGCCGCCCAGUGCGCUUUCUCUCCCUACAAAAUUCAAAUCUCGCAGUAACUGUAAAAUCUCAUUGUUCAAAUGAUUCUGAUCAGAACCCCCAUCUCUACUCACAAGCACAAGAAGUAGGGAGAAGGAAGUAUUGCCAAGUUUUGCAACCCUAUCUUAGUUUUUUUUUUGACAAAGGAUGAAUCAGUACCAUAUCAACGCAGAAAGGAUGAACCAGUAUCAUAUCUAUGAAGCCAUUGGCCACGGCAAGCACUCGACUGUAUACAAAGGAAGGAAGAAGAAGACCAUCGAGUAUUUCGCAAUCAAAAGUGUGGAUAAAUCCCAGAAAACCAAGGUUCUUCAAGAAGGUAGAGUUCUCCAUUCCCUUGAUCAUCCAAACGUUCUGAAGUUUUACUCGUGGUAUGAAACAUCUGCUCACUUAUGGUUGGUGCUAGAGUAUUGUGUUGGUGGAAAUCUCAUGACCUUAUUACAGCAGGACACUAAGCUUCCAGAAGAUUCAAUACAUGAUCUUGCUUGUGGUCUUGUAAGAGCUUUGCAGUUUUUACAUUCAAAGGGAAUAUUAUACUGUGAUUUAAAACCAUCAAACAUUCUAUUGGAUGCAAAUGGACUCACAAAGUUGUGUGAUUUUGGAUUAUCAAGAAAGUUAAAUGAUAUUUCAAGAACUCAAUCGCAGUUACCGCAAGCAAAGCGUGGGACACCAUGUUACAUGGCUCCAGAGCUGUUCCAGGAUGGAGGAGUCCAUUCUUAUUCUUCUGAUUUGUGGGCUCUAGGUUGUGUGAUGUAUGAGUGCUAUGCAGGGAGACCACCAUUUGUCGGAAAAGAAUUCACUCAGUUAGUGAAAUCAAUACUUGCAGAUCCAAUUCCUGCUCUGCCUGGUACUCCAAGCCGCCCUUUUGUGAAUUUGAUCAAUUCUCUGUUAAUCAAGGAUCCAGCUGAAAGAAUUCCGUGGUCUGAACUUUGUGAGCAUGCAUUCUGGAGAGCAAAAUUUUCUCUGGUCUCAUUACCUCCGCAGCCUGCUUUUGAUAAUUUGGUUGAGCUUUCUUCUAGACCACACCUUUCAGAACGAAACAGUGAAAAACCUCCUCACAACAAGACUCCCCAAAAAGCACGUGAUAGAGAUCCCAAAGGGAUUCACAGGCAUGACGAGAACUCAAACACUGAGUCUAAAGGUCCUGACACACCUAAUAGAGGCAUUUCCAGUACAAGAAAACCUCAACACAAAGCUUCUGGAAGAAAUAUUGACAACAAGCACAAGGAUACAUCAAAUAACACUAGGGAGGUCAAUCUACUACGACUGUCAAGAAUUGCAAAGUCGAAUUUAAGGAGGGAAAAUGAGAAGGAGAACUACAGGAGGCCAUUACCAAAUAGUUCUGAGAAUGAUGCAGAAGUUAAAAUUGAAAAUAAUGAUAUGGAACUUGAUUUUAGUGAGAACACAGAGGAUGAGACAAAUGAUGAACCUGAUGACACUGAAGGCAUGAAAUGCACCACAGAAUCCACCGUGUCACCUUCGAAUGAGCAACAAGAAAAAGUGGAAGGGACGGAUGAUGCCAAUUCAGGAUUAUCAGCUAUGGUUAAAACGCCUUUCUCAGAUGACUCAAGAAAUCUUGACCUGGAACCGUCUUCAGAACACUCUUAUCAUUCUGCAACUUUACCCAGUGACGAUCCUCAGCAAAAAACUCCUAGAAUUAAAGAUGGUACUAGUUCUGAUGCCGAUGCACCAAAAUCAUCAACAAGCCUCUCACAGGUUUUCUGGCAUCCUUCUGACCUUUCAGUCAGACCUGUUAUGCCGAGUAGAAAAUCAGACAAAGUGUCAGGAACAACUCCGUCACUUCCAUUUGAUCCACUUCUGGCAUCUGAUUUUGUCAAAAUGUCAAAAGAGCAAUCAGACCUGAUUAACAGGAUCAUAAGUAUUAUCACCGGGAACACUUCUACAGGAGAAAAACAAAAUGUUAUUAAGUACCUUGAGAUGCUAAGUAGCAAUGUAGAUGCAGCAAACAUCUUGACCAAUGGCCCUAUAAUGCUAGUACUGGUUAAAAUGCUAAGACAAUCUAAAGCCUCUCUUCUGCAUGCUCAACUUGCUUCACUUAUCGGUUUGUUGAUCCGUCGUUCUACUUUUAUUGGAGAUGAGUUGUCUAAUUCUGGAAUCCUAGGUGCUUUAACUGAUGGCCUCAGAGACAGACAAGACAAAGUAAGAAGGUUUUCCAUGGCUGCAUUGGGUGAAUUGCUAUUUUAUAUUUCUACUCAGGAUGAGCAUGCUAGAGAUAAUAGUGCCUUGGAAUCUCCAUCUAAGGAUAACAGGGUUUCGUCUGCUUGGCAGGUGACAAAUUCAAUAAUUUCCCUAGUGUCAUCAGUUUUACGAAAUGGAGAGGAUGAUAUGACUCAACUAUACGCACUACGGACCAUUGAAAAUAUUUCCAGCCAAGGAGGUCACUGGUCUGCUCGUUUCACAAGUCAGGCUGUACUCAUUAACCUCUGUCAUAUUUUUAGGGCUCCAAGUAAACAAGAGAUGAUGAAACUAACGGCAGGAUCUUGUUUGGUUCGUCUUGUCCGUUUCAGCCCUUCCUGCAUUCAACGGGUUUUGGAUAAACUUCCAUUGAAGGAUAUUUCAUCAAUCUUAGUUAAGGGUAGUCAACGUGAGCAGCAAAUAUGCUUGAAUCUUUUGAACAUGGCGCUUUCUGAAAGUCACAUGCCUGCAAAUAUUGGACGAUAUCUUCCUCCCUUGUUGGAAGAUAAGAACCUUGUCCCACACCUCAUCAGUCUUAUCGAGCAGGGAGGUGAAGUUUUGAAGGGGAAGGCUCUUCUCUUUGUGGCUCUACUAUGUAAGAAUGGCAGGAGGUGGCUCGCACUAUUUUUUUGCAAUGCGAAACUCCUAUCAGCUGUUGAUAGGCUGGUGAAGGAUAAGGACAGCUAUGUGAAGCAAUGCUUAGAUUCAUUUGCAUAUGUUGUUGCAUCAAGUGUGCCAAGUCUACUUGAAACUACUGUUGCGGAUAUCCAACAACUUAUGAGUAGUAGACGCCGUGGGCAGAUUAUGGGAGUCUCCAGUCGGAAUUCUUCUAAGACCAACUUUCACUUUUUCCCUGUUGUUCUCCAUCUUCUUGGGUGUUCUUUACUCAAGCAAAAGGUUGCUAGUCACCAGGUUAUACAACAGUUGGCAAACCUUAUGAGAUUGAUGGAGUCUCCUUUCCAGGGAAGAGAUGAUUUUCAGAUAACACUUCUGCGGAUCCUUGAAUCUAUUGCAGAGGAAACAUCUGUAAUUAAAGAAAGUUGCAACAUUUUUACUUCUGAGGUCCUUCCUAGUUUAUGUGUGCUAUACAAAGGAAAUAGUAAAGAUGGAGAUGCCAGGUUUUUGUGUCUGAAGGUUUUCUUUGAUUUAAUGGUCACAUUACUGAAUGAAGUAUCAGGGGAUGAACAAAAGAUGAUGGAAUUGAAGUCUAUAUCCAAUUCUCAUUUCCUUCCUAUGUACCCAUCUUUGGUUGAGGAUGAGGACCCAAUCCCAGUUUAUGCUCAAAAACUCCUUGUGAUGUUUAUAGAGUAUAGUCACAUAAAAAUUCCAGACAUUCUUCAUAUGAAGAUAAUCUCACAGUGCUUUGAAUUUCUGCUAGUCGAUUUCUCAAGCAUGAAUGUUAACAAUGUCAUGCUUUGUCUGGCUUUGGCAUCUGCUCCAGAACUGGAUACUGAAGUCCUUUCUCAGCUCAAAGUUGUAAGAAAGCUCGGAAGCCUGUUAGAAUUUGUGCGUGCAAGGGAAAUGGAAAAUUUCAUUGAACCUACUCUUUUUCUUUGCAAGGCUUUCCUUUUACGUUCAGCGGGCACUAGAAAAGGGUCUAGCAGCAACGCAAAAGAACCAGCACCGUUGCUGUAUGAUAAUUCUUCACAUGCAGCCAUUGACUGCGAUGAAUGCAGCAGCACUAUUAUCAGAGAUAUAGCCGACUUUGGUGAGAAUGUCGGAGUUCUGCUGGACCUGAGUAACUCCAGUGCAGAUAACAUAUCAGACAUAGCAUCUGAAUGCCUGGUCUUGUUGUUAAAGGCAGCUCCAAGGGAAGCUACCACUGGAUUCCUAACCAACCUUGCCAGAGUCACUGUCAUCCUAGAGUCAUGGAGGCCUACCAUCUCCAACUUGGUACCACUAAGGAUUCUUUAUGCUCUUGCUCACUCUUGCCGGCAAUACUUGUCGCACAGUAUGAUUCUAGCAAUACACUUUCCAGAUAUAUCGAAACUCGAGCAGGUUUUGUCUCAGCUCAAAAGUUGCACCAUACAAACUGUGGCAGAUGCUGCCUUUUGCGCUUCUUCGGAACUUCAAAGGCUACCACAUCGUUAUUGAAUAUUACAAGAGGCAUCCCAUCAUUCAUUCUCGAAGUUCCUUAUCUUUCUUAACAUGGCCUUCAAGAGGGAGGAAGAUCAGAUCCUUCUACCUGCUAUUGUCGUGAAGUUACUUGUAGUAUGCAUUCAUUUCAUGAUUUUAUACUUCCAUCAUCUUUAAUAUCUUAAAAUGAUUUGUUGUAGGCUCUCAACUGCUCUCCGUUCACGCAAUUAUCUGAGGGCAGAUGUAAUGAUAUCUGAUCUUUAUUUCUAUGAAUUAACUGCAAAAUGUUUGUGGAAUGUAAAUAUGUGUUGCUAGAUGAAUUGGAUCAGAGUAACAAAAUGCAUUUUUUUGCGGCAAAAAGAAC
Molecule: messenger RNA, 4682 nt
Organism: Cuscuta europaea
Lineage: Eukaryota; Viridiplantae; Streptophyta; Magnoliopsida; Solanales; Convolvulaceae
Source: the annotation of a GenBank genome assembly